This is a messenger RNA of Symbiodinium pilosum, 3360 nucleotides long. The record is from the annotation of a GenBank genome assembly. Lineage: Eukaryota; Dinophyceae; Suessiales; Symbiodiniaceae.
GCAAGCACUCCACUGAUGACGCCUUCGCCGACUGGCGCGUCGCUGUUUGGAGAAUCGAGGUAUCAGCUCUUCGGUGGGCCGCCACCACCAAUCAAGGAAGUGUCACCAGCACCGGCUCUGAGCCAGCCGCUGCAGAGUGCGCCAGCCCCUGGUCUUGGCGAACUGCUGGACCCGCAUCCGCUGCUGCUAUCGGUGCCUCCGCCCAGUCAGGCACCUCCGCCACAACAUCAUCAUCUUCCGCCGCCUUUGUAUGCUGGAGGGUUCGGUGGAGCCCCGCCUUACUACGACUACAACUUCCUUGGACCCCCAGGAGCACGAAUAUCCGAGCCUUUUGGAGUUCAAGACUUUGGUCGCCGCAAUUCGCUGGAAAACGACAGUGAUGACGACGGUGACUCAGAGGCCGAGCGGCAACAGGCGAUGCGCGCAGCUUCUGGCAUGACUGCCGAGAACGCACCGAAGCCGCCGCCUGGGGCGGAACAUCCGUCACUGGGAUCUGCUUUUCACGAUAGUGGAAGCUGCAAAAGAUGCUGCUUCUAUCCACGGAACAGGUGUCUGAACGGGUAUGAGUGCGAGUUUUGUCAUUACGAGCACGAGAAGCGAAAGCGGAAGAACAAGAAAAACAAGAAAAAGAAGGCUGGUGAACACAUGGAGGAUUACUAUUCGGCCGAUGCAGUCGCACACAUGACUGACCUCCCUUGGCAACCGGCGCCAGCGCCUCAUGCGCACGUGCCGGCGGCUUUGCCCUUGCCUUUGCCACAUCAUGUGCCACCUGAAUAUCCGGAAUUUGCGGAUGGACCGCUGACAUACCAGUGGACCGAUGGCACAGUUGGGCAGACUCCUUCUCCCCCAGUCAUCCCAGGCUAUGAACGCCUGGUUGCGGCUGCAGUCCAGAGGGUGCAGAGAGCAAGUGCACCUCACAGGGAAGGACCUGCACUUGCCACCAAUCCUCCACCAAACCCAAACCAGUACGAUGCCUAUGACCGUACCAGCCCUGGCUUUCACCCUGGCUACGAGGCACCACCUCCUGGUCCGACGUACCGCCCUCCACCACAUGCGCAUCCACACCCACUUCCCCCGCACCCGCAUCCGCAUCCGCAUCCCACUCUUCCUCACCCACAUCCGCAUGGCCUUGACCCUGCGGCAGCGCCGUGGCACCCCCCGCCAUUCCCGUCAGCAGCAAGCAAUGGUACGGUCCGUCCACUUCCUGACAUCAUGUCGUACCCUCCGCCGGCCGCGAAGCCACCCCCAGAAGAACAUCGUCUGGCAACCAUUGAGGAGUUGGGCCUCCCACCUGUUGGCCAAGAUCCCCGGCCCUUUGACCUGCUGACUGCCCCGGGUCCGCAGACCCCUCCCGCCCAGGCACAGCUCGCAGAGCCCACGCAGCCUGCACCGGCUGCCCAAGCUGUAGAGCCCGUGCAACCCAUACAAAGCCCAGCCGGAAAGCCUACGCCUCUCUUGGUGGAGAAGGUUGCCAACCAGGCAGAUGACCUUGCUCCCAAUAUGCCUCCACCUCCUGAUCAAUCGCCCAAGCUCAGCACAGACCUUAUGGCGACCAUUGAGGGCCCCCCUCCCCCUGAUGAGUGUCGCUGUGGCCCACUGAGCGGCGACAAUGUGAGUGUCCUGCCCCCUGUUGUGGAGUCCAGCCUUGCCAGGCUUGAAAGGAGUGCUGCAACACUGGAGCAGUACCAACAGGCUGCUGCAAAGAGGCAGGUAUUCAUAGUGGACAUCUUCACGCAAAGACUGGUAGCAGCAACCAUGAGCCAUGCAUUUGCUGGCUUCAUUGCAGUAGCUCCAGCACUGCGAGAACCUGACAUUUUGGACAUAGCCGAAGCAACCCGGCCGAAUCUCUAUGCUGCCGCGCAUGCUAUCUACCAGGCCUUGCAACAAGAGGAGCAGCACGGCGAGGAGUCCAGGCUUGUUGCCAGCUGCAUCCCUGGAGUCUUCACAGCCCUGACAGCGAUGCUUCUGCUGUGGGAGGCUCACGACGCCCCAGACUCGCUCUUUGACACGGCCCUUCACUCCUUGCUCAUGCUCGAAAGCUCUACCGUGGCACCGGCAAUGGCGGCACUGGGAGUUGCGGGCGUGCUGGAUUGUGCUGCUUAUGGCACAGCCCAGGACGGCUGGUGGCCUGGUGUCCUGGAUCUGCGUUGGUUUCGUCGGUUGACCGGCCGGCUGGGGCGGAAGCGAAUGGCGUGGCAGACACUGGUUGAGACCGGCAAGGAGCCCUGGCAUAAUCGAGAGGUGGAAGAGCGCCAGUCGUGGAUGGAGGAGAAGAAGUUUGGCUUUGAGUCGAGAAGAGAGGAGUCGGCCAGCCUCUGCUUGUGCGUCAUGCACGGCGAGGGUGCGAACACGCUAAAGUCGACACUUGAGUCCUACGAAGAUGGCGGCCUGCUUGAGAUGGCUCGCCGCCGUUACAUCGCCUUCCUGGCUCGCGCGGAGCUGGAGGAGCCUGUGAGCUGCUGGCGGCGGAAGAUCGCGGAGCGGUUUGGCCUCGAGCUUUUACCAGAGUCCUCUUGGCCGGAGCCGUUCAUCAGGAAGCGCCAGAAGUCUGGGGAUCCAGGUGCCGCCAUGGCAGCCUGCGCUGUGGCAUGUGACCAGGAGUACGUGCUCUUCUUGGAGGAUGACUUCAAUCUCGUGACAAGGCCGGCCGAGCUCGUUCGUCAUCGUCUUGAGGCGGCUAUGCUUGCAUUGGACGCCAGCAGGCAGGCCCCGGGCCGUGCAGCUGUUCUUGGUGUGCAUCUGCGCCACAAGCUUUUCUUCGGUCCGCCCUUCUACGAGAUCUUGACCGCGCGCCAGCAUGGCGAACCUCCGUCACCUUACACGGCAUGGUACUUCAGCUCAGAUCCCGUGGAGCAUGGCUUUCCCGACAACUUGUGGGAACCUCCUUUCUGGGACUCUGGCAAAGAGUGUGAUUCCGAUAGGAAUUCCUGGUACAAGACCUUGCAUUACCAGAGAGAGCCAGCGUUUGCAAUCGAAAAGUCUCGCAGUGGCCAAAGUGGGGCCUUGCCGGGCGAUGAGGUGGCGGCGCGUGUUUGGUGGUGCGCAGAUGGUUCAUCUGUGCUUUGUACCUCCACGGCUGCGCAUCGGGAUCCCUUCCGCAGUCUUAUGUACAGUACAAAUCCAAUGCUUUUCGGGACGGUGCCUUGGCGCCUGCAUAUCAUGAGCUACAUGGCGCUGCUCCAGGAUCUGCGAGCAGUGGAGGAGACCAUCACGAGCUCUUACUCGUGGCGCGUGGAGCCAGCAUUCGAGCUGGGCCUCUCCUUGGGGCUUUUCCGGCAUCAGCGCAUCGAUCGCAGGCUCAUGCCCGAUCCCGACGAGGAUGCGCUGGCUGCCCAGUGCAUGGAGGCCUUCGAGGCCUAG